Trichophyton benhamiae CBS 112371 is the source of this 1338-nucleotide messenger RNA. RefSeq names its product Snf1 kinase complex beta-subunit Gal83, putative. NCBI's taxonomy places the organism in Eukaryota, Fungi, Ascomycota, Eurotiomycetes, Onygenales, Arthrodermataceae. Bases 1 to 1338 code for a protein of 445 amino acids. Gene Ontology annotation, molecular function: protein kinase binding. The record is from RefSeq and is a predicted model, not a curated record. The transcript is spliced from 3 exons. Gene Ontology annotation, biological process: signal transduction. Gene Ontology annotation, cellular component: nucleus; cytoplasm; nucleotide-activated protein kinase complex.
AUGGGGAACGCCCCUUCGAAAGCCCCCGGUGCGACGGCCGGCGUGGACAAGAAAGUGAACCGCAGGACCUCGAUACAGGCGCUGUCCAGCUCAAAGGCGCCGGCAGCAGACCCAUCGCACUCGAGGGAGAGCGCUACCGGUCACCAUGCUGCCUUGAAACAGCAGACGCCUGUCCACCAGCGGCUGCAGUCACGGACGGUCGAGACACCCAGCUUUGGCGGGGAGAGACUGGAACGUCAUAACUCGCGAAAACAUCGCGAAGGCGACCAGUAUGAUCUUCCAGUUCAUUCUCACUUCCGGGGUUCACAGGCUGCUCAUGCGCAGCCGGCCAUUCCGGCUUCUGAUAACGUUUCCGCUCCUUCAAACCGUGAUCAGGGCGAGGCCCUCUCGACGCCUAGGCCGGUCAACAUAUACUAUGCCAACCCUUCCAACCUCACCCGGCCUCCACGACUACCCCUACCCAUCGGCGAUGCCAUGACAGCACCCGGUUCCCCGAUCACAAGCGGCUCGCUAGGUGCCGCAAUGGCAUUCGACAAAGCAAAUCCUGAGGUGUCGAUCGAGAAAUCGGAACUGGAUCCUGCGGUUGAUGAAGACGACGUUGUCCAGGAUGAACUGGACUCCAUUGUCCCAACGGGGUUUAACAAGUCUGUUCCCACGACUAUCGACUGGAGAGGCGGCGGCGAGAAGGUUUAUGUGACUGGUACAUUCGUGAACUGGGCAAGGAAGUUCAAAUUACACAAAAGUGAUAUCGAAAAUGGGGUGUUCACGACGGUGCUCCAGCUACGGCCGGGCACACACCAUCUAAAGUUUAUAGUAGAUGGCACUAUGCGGACAUCAGAUCAAUUGCCUACUGCAGUCGAUUUCACAAAUCACUUAGUCAACUACAUCGAAAUAAGCGCAGAUGAAAUUGAGCGGCCGCGGAGAGAGAGUGAUAAGCCACCAAAAGUUAUAAUACCACCCGAGAUUUUCCCCCCAAAAGUCCUCCCGGAGUCCCUACCCAUCGACACCACGGAGCCUCAGGAAGAAUCAGACAAAGAAGAACCGGAGGAAGAAAUCCCAAUGGGUGACUUUCGUAAUAUCAUUCCUCAGUUCCUGGUUGACAUUGACCGCAAUGAAGACGGUGAGGGGUACCACCAAGCUGCCAACGUUAUCCGGGAUUCACGAGCUCCGCCUAUGCUACCCCUGUUCCUGGCUCGGUCGAUAUUAAAUAGCACAACUCCUAUGAAGGAUGACAACAUAUGUCACCACCAUCUUGUACAAACCGACUGGGCCAACAACAUGAUCAUGUUCUUGGUUGGUUUUCGGGGUUCCAUGCUCCUUAUACCCCAUUUGGGUUGA